UAUUAUUUGACACUGGGUAGCUGGGAACACCCUUUUUGUUUGAUAAGAGCUUUCCUCUACACUUCAGUACCCGAAAGCACCACAAAAGUGCUUCUCUUCAUCAGUAGCAUUUGUUUCUGUAAAGAAAUCAACGUCUUCAAUGGGUCUGCACAAUUCACACCCAAAGCUCUACCCAGGAGAUAUACUUGAAUUCCCUCGAAACAAGUAUUUCUCCCAGUUUGGAGUUUACUAUGGAGAAAGAGACAGUGUCCCCUAUGUUGCACAUUUAACAGGCAGAGACUCUGAGGCAAAGUUCCUGGUCUAUGGUCGGGCUUUGAAUGCCACUGUGAAGCUGGACCCAAUUGAUGUAGUUGGGAAAAAAUACAAAGUGAACAAUUACCUGGAUGAAAAGCACCCACCUCGAGACUUCUACUCCCACAUCAAGCCAGAGAUUGAAGAUGCAAUGACUAAAACCUUCACCUAUGAUAUACUGUUCCACAACAGUGAACACCAGGCAACACUAUUACGCUAUGGAGUCAAAAAGUCAGAGCAAAUUGACAAGGUUUACUCAAAGAUAGUUCGAACCUGGCGUGAACCCUUCCAGAAGAAGAAAUUUUGAUUCAAGUUCUACAAAUAACCACUUGGGGGCAGAAGUGAGACAUGCAAUAUUGUUGAACUGAAGCUCAGCAUGAAGACAAAGAAUUAAUGAGCGACUCAUUCAGUGUUGUGAGUUUGGAGAAAUCGUCCAUUUUGUGAUGCUGGAGAAAAGGGUAGACUUUAAGAAAAUGAAGAUUUGUAAAAUGAAAAACAAUAUUUCAGAUUUAAUAUUUCAGUUUUUACUUUGAACUGUUUCUUUUCCAAGCCACUAGGUUACAUUUCUACACAUUUCUACUUUCUCAAUGCUGAGGUGUAACAUUUCACUUCCUCUAAGCACUGUUGUACACUGUGGUAUUGUUUUGACACCUUUCCCUAAUCUGAAAUCUUCCAAAAUCUGACAAGCCCUUAAUAUAUUUUCUCUUUAUGAUUUUAAAUGUUUUUGUAUCUUGAAAUAAAGUUCAAUACAUAAUUAUUUACAUAAGCUAUGUGUAUAUUACAUCAGAAUAUAGUUUGUACUCCACAGUGCUUCCACAUUAUUUGUUAACAUUUUAAAUAUUUGUAUUUAUCAGUAGUAAGGAAGAAAGAUUUGCAGUAAAAGAACAGAAAGUAAAAGAGAGUUGCAACAUGACUUGUGUCCUGAUUAAAUUGUUGCUCAUUAUAAACACUUGGGUGUUAAAUUUGCUGGUGUGUUAUGGAAUAACUGUUCAAUGUAAAUGUAAUGUUCAUUUUUUUUUAUUGUUUUGUUAUCAUUGCCAUGUGUGGAAAAAACCAAUAGAAGGAGAAGAGAAGAAAUAUUCACUUUAAUUUGAAGCAUUUUAACAUUACAAGUUAAGCCUGCCGUAUAAGAAACGGUCAAAGAAGUCUAGUAGUUGGGCAUCCAGUCAAAAAAAUAAAAAAUAAAAUAAGACAAAAUUAAAGCAUUAUUUUAACUAUACACAUUUUUCACAACAUUGUAAAUAUUACAAUAUUGUAGAGUCUACAAUAAAACAAUACAUGUAUUUUACUCGUAUUUUCAAGUUGACGAAAACAAUUGACGAAACAAUUGAUUGAUUGUUGUGUCCCUCAUUUAACCAGUUUGUGUUUUUCACAAGGACUUUUAGAGGAGGUUGAAAUCAAGAGCUGUGUUAUUUAGACCCUGAAAUCCAAACAGCAGGAAACACAAAAGAUUUAAAGCUGUGACAUUCUAAGACUGACUGAUUUAUUGAUCUCUCUGGUUUGUGAUGUGGCCUAGUUAGAGCUGCAUAAGUCAAAGUAGCAUUGAGGUGAUAUAUGGCCUGAUUAUUUAAUGUCAUUAACAUUUCAUGUUUGCCUUUGCACUGCUUUCAGUCUACAUCCUGAUUGUUGUUACCACAUUGGAAUCUUUACUUUGUAGUUGUAUUGUGGUUUGUUUACUAAGUAUUUUAUUAAAAUUCUGUAUUUUGCUUUCAAGUUCUUGCAACUUUUUCAGCCUCUGAUCCAACUCUUCCCAUGGCCUAUUGACGUAUUUCUAUUGACGUUUUUUCUCUAUAGCUGUCUCUGACUGACACCACAAACCGGAAUGAUCAAUAGUCUAUGAUAAGAAUGAUAUCUUCAGCUCUACCUUUCCCUGUCUUUGAAUGUUUGGUGUUUUUACGUAUGUGUGUAAAUGCAAUCUUAUCCCCACCAGUUUUUUUACCCAUCCUAAUGUCAAGCCCUGAUCCUUCCCCUUUGUCAGCCACAGAUCCUGCUCCAUUGUCAGGUUGUCCUGUGAUGUCUUCCAAGGAUCAGUCAUGAACCCUAUUUCAUCUGACAGGGUCAAUCACAGGGCCUGUUUUGUUCCUGUUAGCUCAUCUUUGCCUUUCUUCCAUCCCUAAUAUUAGUCACAAUAUUUAGAUCAGUUUAUUCUGGCAGAAAGUAUGUCUAACAUACUAGGUUUAAGCAAGUCAUAUGGACCCUAUAAAGACAAAGACUUUUCUCUUAUCUGUUGAAAAGUUCUUCACAUGGAUAUUAAGAACUCAUAGGCUUCUGUGCUCUAUAGUGCUUUGAGGAGAUAAACAUAUACACCAGGAAAAGAUCAUUUUUACAUUUUCUUCUGAGUAGUUGCUACACAUUACUUGAGUAAACUCUAUUAUAAUCUGCCAAAACAGUUUCUGAUUCAAAAUGUUCUUUAUUAGUGCAGAGAAUACUGAAAAUUACUGAAGAGACUGAGCUUUUUAUCCCCUUUAAAGCCCACCAGCUUUGAAUUAAGCUUUCCCUCUGACUCUGUGAAAACCAACUGGCUUAAGCUUGCCUUUUGUCAACAGAUUUUUACAUAAAAAUACAAGAUUAUAUAAAGGAUAAAUAAAGCCAAUUAGAGAUGCAAAUGCCAACCCUGGUGCUCCUACUGCAGUUCAGGGUAACAGUCAGGGUAACAGUGGGAGGAAUGACUGCUGACAUCUGAAAGUGCAAUCAUGUCUGUACUACCUCCAGAUUUUCUUUUUUUAGUUAUGCUGUCACAAAUAGACCUGCUGGUUACCUUAUCAUACACCAUGUUGUGUAUGCUUUCAUCAUAUAUAACAAACUGUUAACUCUUUGUUUUGAACUUCAUGUGUCUCAGUGUAAUGAUGCUGCAGGAUACAGAUACACUCCCCAUGUUGUGACUGCUUCUUUGUCUGCAGUUGUUUGCACAUACAGUUCAAAUUUCUACUGCAAUUAAUUCUCACUUGAAUUGUUUAGAGACCUUUGUUUCCCAAGGUUGCCAUCAUAAUUGUAAGGUGUUGCAUGUCACCUAAACCUAAACAAUUACAGCAACACUGUCCUUGAGGUGGAAAUACACCAUCCACCAUCACAGGUAAAAUGCCCAUCACAGAUUCCCAAAUCUACCAUCAUAUGUAUAUAUUUUAAAUGACUACAUUUCACAUUUACUUUGUAUGAUCCACUGUAAUUCAUAAUCCAACAAAAGUUAAAUAGCAAAAUCUUAUAGGAAAAAAAAUUAUGCCAGCAUUUCCUUCUUUGCUGUCACCUUUGGCUUGUUGAUUAGAUCCCAAAUUUGUUUGUUCCUAAAAGAACUGUAUAAAUAAACGAACUAAUCUAAACUUACUAA
Molecule: messenger RNA, 3616 nt
Organism: Tachysurus vachellii
Lineage: Eukaryota; Metazoa; Chordata; Actinopteri; Siluriformes; Bagridae
Gene: plaat1l
Product: phospholipase A and acyltransferase 1-like
Exons: 4
Coding region: 140-598 (152 amino acids)
Biological process (GO): N-acylphosphatidylethanolamine metabolic process
Cellular component (GO): cytoplasm
Molecular function (GO): A2-type glycerophospholipase activity; glycerophospholipid phospholipase A1 activity
Source: RefSeq, a predicted model, not a curated record